AUGAUUCAAUGUGAAAAAUUUCAAGUAAAAUCAAAAGAAUUAGAAACUCUCAAUUCUGAACAAUCCUUAAACGACAAUGAAGUCGAUGCGAUGGCAGCUUCAGAAGAAACAAACGAGCAUACUUUCUUUCUUCUCAUCGCUGGACCGAUUGACACCUUGAUUUCAACAGCUAUCUAUCUAGCACCAAAAGAAUCUACAAUUGUGUAUAAUAAUCAUAGUAACAUCGAUAUAACUCACAUUCAAAAAGAAUAUCCAGAACAAAUGGCAAGUAUAGGUCGAGGUCUAUAUGUGGUAUUUGCAUCAUCUCCACAAUGUGAUAAGAUAUUUUGCAUGAAAUUUGGAAAUAAUAUCAGAUUUUUCAAGACAUGCAGUUCAGAACAUUGCUUUUGUUCAAAUGGUCAACCACAUUUACAACAUUGUGGUUAUGGUACUGUUUUUGAUCCACUUCAUAAAACUUGCAAUCAACCUCAAAUUGUUGGCUGCUAA
Messenger RNA from Rotaria sp. Silwood1, 486 nucleotides. Lineage: Eukaryota; Metazoa; Rotifera; Eurotatoria; Philodinida; Philodinidae. The record is from the annotation of a GenBank genome assembly.